Messenger RNA from Paramormyrops kingsleyae, 791 nucleotides. RefSeq names its product deoxyuridine triphosphatase (gene dut). Gene Ontology annotation, biological process: dUTP catabolic process; dUMP biosynthetic process. The record is from RefSeq and is a predicted model, not a curated record. Lineage: Eukaryota; Metazoa; Chordata; Actinopteri; Osteoglossiformes; Mormyridae. Gene Ontology annotation, molecular function: magnesium ion binding; dUTP diphosphatase activity.
UGCGGUGACGCUUUCAACGACAAAACUUGUUUCAAAAUUUCCCAUCAUUCAUCAUUCCGUGGGCUGCAGAAAUUAGCUUAGUUUCAAGAAAUGGCUUGUCUCUUUUACAAAACCAGACAUAUCUUCAGUUGUGUUUCGGUACACUGUCGUCUGUACGUACGGUUAUUACAAAGAAGACCUUGUCCUCACUUUCAGAAAUGCGCCAUCGCUACAAGAAAAACCGGAGAUAUAUUUAACCCAGCCACUGGAAGUACGAGCGGCGCCCCUGAGCAUGUCAAGCCGGUACUGAAGGUCGCCAGACUUUCGGAAAAUGCUACCAUCCCAACAAAGGCAUCAGCGAAAGCCGCCGGUUAUGAUCUGUACAGUGCUUAUGACUACUCUAUAGCCCCAAUGGAAAAAGCUGUAAUAAAUACUGAUAUCCAGAUCGCCGUCCCCCCUGGAUGCUAUGGUAGAGUGGCACCACGAUCCGGAUUAGCUGUAAAACACUUCAUAGACGUCGGAGGUGGAGUUGUAGAUGAGGAUUACAGAGGGAAUGUCGGUGUUGUCCUUUUCAAUUUCAGCAAAGAAACAUUUCAAGUCCGCAAAGGGGAGCGCAUCGCCCAGCUGAUCUGUGAGAGAAUCUGCCAUCCCGACCUGGAGCAGUGUGAGGCACUUGAUGAAACAGAACGCGGGGCUGAUGGUUUUGGAUCGACUGGUCGAAGCUGACUGACUCUAUUUUAAAUGUUAUUAUUUGGAUACUUGAACUUUAUUCGGAUUUUUAUUUUCUUACAUAAAGUGUAAUAGCUUUGGAA